GGAAAGCGGAGUCGGUAGCCGGUCGCCGGGAUUGAGAAGGCAGGAGAGCGAGCGAUCGACGAACUGCGAUGCUUUGGGGCCGGCCGGGCUAGCAGGCAGCGCGUAGUGUGCGGGUCGGUGGUCGGUCAUUCACUCAACAGCGGGGACGCUGGCCGUCAUGGAGAAUCAGCUAGGGCGCUGCAAAAUCGUGGUGGUUGGCGACAGCCAGUGCGGCAAGACGGCAUUGCUGCAUGUUUUCGCCAAGGACGCCUAUCCUGAGAAUUAUGUCCCUACUGUAUUUGAGAACUACACAGCCAGUUUUGAGAUUGAGAAGCAGCGCAUUGAGCUUAACAUGUGGGAUACUUCAGGCUCAACAUACUAUGACAAUGUCCGCCCCCUUGCCUAUCCAGAUUCAGAUGCUGUUCUUAUCUGUUUUGACAUUAGCCGUCCUGAAACUCUGGACAGUGUCCUUAAAAAGUGGCAGGGAGAGACACAAGAAUUCUGCCCUGGUGCCAAAAUAGUUUUGGUGGGCUGCAAACUGGACAUGCGUACAGACUUGAACACUUUACGGGAACUCUCCAAACAGCGCCUUAUCCCUGUUACACAUGAGCAGGGCAGCAUGCUGGCCCGGCAGUUGGGUGCUGUGGCAUAUGUAGAAUGCUCUUCCAAGGUGUCAGAGAAUAGUGUGCGGGAUGUUUUCCAUGUGACCACACUGGCCUCAAUCAAUCGGAUGCAUAAGCACCUCAAACGGAGCAACUCAAAGCGAGGACUGAAGCGGAUUACGCAGAUGCCCGGACGGACAGAUUUAUUGACUGACUCUGAGAUCCGCAAAGACCGGGCCAAGAGCUGCUCGGUGAUGUGAGGGCGGGCACAACUGCAGAGGGGCUGAAAUAUAGUACUUCCUGUCCAUAUCACUUUGUAUAGUAACUGGGAAUGGAAGGUCUCUGCAUUGAGAGCCACAUUCACCAGGAUGUAGGUCAGAACAAACUAAGGCCUGUCUGGAAGCUGAGUUGGGAGGGAUCUGCCUGAAACUGCAAAUGCUCAGCAUAGUGCAAAAGCAUCUAGAUGACCCACAGUUGCACAAAACACAAAAAAAUGCUCAGGUAGUAGACAUCUUCCAAAGAAAGGAACACUUCCCUGUAAGAAGCACUGGGGGCGAUAAAUACUUCAAAUCUUCUUAAAGAGUUAUUAUUUCACAAUUAGUUUCAAAUGUGUAGAUGUCCAGGCACCCCAAGUGUCUGGCACUUUUGGUUGCUGUGGGGUGUGUCAGUCAGUCCAUGCCCACAGCAUGUGUGCACAUGUAUAUAUGUGCUUGUGCUUGAGGGCAGUCAUGGAAUAAAAGAAUUACAGAAGAGUCAGAGGAAAUGACGAUCAUUUUAGAUGAAAAAUUGGAUCAAUUAGGAUGGGGGGAGGGGGAGAGGGCUGAAAGUUUGGGGCAACUAAAUAGCUUCCAGGGCACUUGACAUUCUGGAGUAACUGGCAGGUCAUUUUGUCCCAAAGGUGCUUUUUCAGAAGGCAGCUGGAGUUCCUUUGUUUUUCUUUGAAGGUGUUUAACAUCUGAUCCAAGAAGCUUUUUCAGUUCUGACUGAAUGGUGGAGAAUGGAAGGAUUUAUAUUUAUAUUCCUUGCAGUUAUCAUGGCACAAGGAUGUUGUGUCAUGAGGAGUGCAGUCAUUCUCCACCAUUCAGUCAGAACUGAAGAAGCUUCUUGGAUGAGAUGUGAAACAUCUUCAAAGAAAAAACAAAAAGUCCAAUUGCCUUUUGAAAAAGCAUCUUUGAUACCACCAUGACCUGAAUGGCUGAGAAUCUCCAUAGACAUCACUACUUGGUAAAUUUCUGGAAGAGACAUCACCACCAGAGAUAAUCAACAAGAAAGUAGCUCUUUUGGAAGAGAUGGUUUUCAUUAUCUCUACCAAGGAUAAAAGCUAGAAAGCUCAAAAAUUGUGCCCACUGGAGCCUUUGUUUUCAAUAACAACUACUGUGAUCUUCACUUGUCUUGUAUGACACCUACAAGUCCUUUUUACCUCUACAAAUUCAGGAGAUUAGGUAGUCUGCCACGACCAUGACUGCAUCAUAGACAAGAACCAGUUCUUCUUGGUCUCCAUUCCUGUUUCGUGAUCUUCUUUCAUGUGGUAAUGAUGCAGAGGGAUAGGAUUGAAGGAAUGCUUUUUACUCCUGGAAAGGAGAAAAAAAGAAUAGCUGACAGGUAGUAAAAUGUCUCUAACAUUGUAAAUCAAAUAUUGGGAAUGCAUUGCUUUUCCAUCUUUUGAUUUGGGUUGCAUUUCUUUGAGGUGGGUGUUGUAACUGUAGAGAGAUAACUUACCUCAAAUUGUUGGCAACUGAAGUCUCCUUAUGUUGCUUAGGGACAUCAAAAAGCAAAACACAAGUUUUAAAAGGUUUGGGAGUAGGCCUAUAAGAAUUCCUCGGGCAAGCGGGAUUGAGUAUGGCAGAACAUGUGUUUAUGUGAGAGAACAACACAAAGUACCCUAGACUUUAUUAAAGACCCUGCCAAAUCAAUGGAGCAAAAUAAGAGCUGUUGACUGUCAGCUCAGAAGAAAAGAAAUAGAGUAAGCUCAACCCACCGCAUAGAGUUGUAUUUGUGAAGGAAAUGGACAGCCAUAUAUGCUAUCUUGAGUUUCUUAACUAAAAGUCAGGAUAGAAAUUUAAUAUACAUUGCAUGAAAUAAUUUUUUGCAGUUAGAAAGAUUGUCUACAGGGACUUUGACCCUCUUCUAAUGUAUAACAAAGGCAGAACAGGAAAGGAAGAUGACCAUUUUGUACACUAGCGAUAGCCUUGCUCAGUCAGAAACCGGUAGCUUUCUGUAUUACACCUACUGCAGUAAUUAUUCAGCUGGUCCUAAGGACUCUGGUGAAGGCCUGGUGCACCCAGAGCAGAGAUUUAUAAACUGUUUUUGAUUACAUGAGAGUGGGGGAAAUUCAAGCUGCAGGCUUUCAUAAUUAUUUCAAUUUUUAAUGGCUCCUUGGAUUCCAGUGUGAUUCUAAUGUGGCUGCAGAUACCUUUCUUGGUGCUCUGAACUAUUGGCUCCUAGAAUCUAAUUUUUAAAAGAUUCUUGAAUUAAAAAUAAAUGGCAUGGAGCAGAACAGUA
Pantherophis guttatus is the source of this 3083-nucleotide messenger RNA. It is a transcript of the gene RND2, whose product is annotated as Rho family GTPase 2. The record is from RefSeq and is a predicted model, not a curated record. Gene Ontology annotation, biological process: small GTPase-mediated signal transduction. Gene Ontology annotation, molecular function: GTPase activity; GTP binding. NCBI's taxonomy places the organism in Eukaryota, Metazoa, Chordata, Lepidosauria, Squamata, Colubridae.